UCACAAAGAAAGAAAAUAUAUUCAGAUGUGUUUUUGAACAAUUAUUAAAAAUUAAAAUGUACAUGUAUGUAUAUAUAAUAAUAGUUCAUUCGUAUACUGUUAUUGGGACAGAUUAGUGCCCAUUCAGUGGUGAACAAAGUCAGUGUUAUUGUUAUCCCCACAAGGCAGCUGGGGACUUGGGGCUGAGAGGAAUGGCUCACUCAAAGCCACCUGUGAGUUCAUGGCAGUAGUGAGAUUUGAACCAACAUAGUACUGUAUAUUACUCAUAUAAUAAUUUGUUGUGUGAAUAACUAAAAAUAUAUGCAUGUGUAUCUAUUUUUAAACAUAGGUGCCCAUGAAUGUGUAUACAUAUUUAUAUAAGUGUGAAUAUACAUAUAUUUUAUACAUAAGUAGGAAUAUAUAUCCAUAUAAUUGUAAAAUAUAUGUAAAUACAAUAUAUAUAUCUGAAGUUGGGCUGGGUAGCCAUCAAUAUGCAGAUGACACUUGGCUCUGUCUUGUGCUUUCAGCUUCUCUGGGAGGUUCUAGAAACUGAACAGGUCUCUGGAGGCAGUCUUGAGAUGGAUGAGGGCUAACAAACUGAAACUGAAUCCUGACAAAACGGAAGUGUUACUGGUGAUGGGGGGAAAUAUGACCUGAGAAUGGGGAUUUCUCCCAUUCUGGACGGGGUUGCCCUCAUCCUAAAGGAGCAGGUCCAUUGCUUGUGGUAUUGCUGAACCUGGGCCUCAAGUUGGCUAAACAGGUGGCAGUGGUGGCUGGGGUACUUUUCCCCAGCUUCAGCCAUUGCUGGACAGGAAAGUUGUUACUGUGGUGCAUGCCCAGGUAACAUCUAAAUUAGAUUACUGCACUGCGCUCUGUGUGGAGCUUCCCUUGAAAAGUGUGCAGGAGGUACAGUGGUACAGAAUGUUGUGGCCAGAAUGUUGAUUGGAGUGCAUUGUAGGGGCCAUAUCACCCCAGUCUUGUUCCGUCUACACUGGCUUCCAAUUUGCUUUUGGUUCCAAUUUAAGGGGCUAGUAUUGACUGUUAAAGCUUGAGUCCGGCAUAUGGCUUAUUCCCAUGUGAACCUACCUAUGUUCUCCAGUCCCCUUUGGAAGCCCUGCUUUGUGUGCCUCUGCCAUCUGAAGAUAGAUGGUGACGAGACGACUCAAGAAACAGCCUUCUUGGUUGUGGGGACAAAACUAUGGAACGCCUUCCCCUGGGAGAUUUGGUUUUGUUUGGCAUUCCUUCACUGUUAUUGACCCUCCUACCUGGUUGUAGUGUUGUGUGUGUUUGUGUAUUAAUAUAUUUUAUUGAAUUGUUUAAAUAUUUUACAUACACUUUAUUUGAUGCUCAAUGAUGUAAUGUUUGAUGCUUAAGUGUUGUAAUGUUUUGAUGUUCACCUCAUUUGUGAGGCUAUUUGUGUGGAAAGGCAACAUAUACAUCUUUUAGAUAAAUAACUUUACACACUUUUGAGUGCGUACAUAUAUUUAUACAUAUAUGAAAUAUAGAAUAAAGUUGGCAAUUAAAUUGCCCUUAUGACUUUAAAACAAACAGACUGGCUCUUGUGCCUCUUGCAGCAGUUUGAAUGAAGAAGAAAAUUCAGUAAUUAAGUUUUUCCUUCAGUGGCAACAGAGGGGGGGAAAUGUGAAAACCGUCCCCUCCUGAAAUUCAAGUGGGGUGCUAUAAAGAGACACAUGUACUCUUAUACCUUUAUCUGUAGCUUAAGAUGCAGCAGUUAAACAGGGUACACUUUUCCCAUCAUCACCCCCCCCCCUCCACAAAGGAAAGGAUGCUUCGCCUGAAGAAUAGCAGACUCUAGCUGCUGUAAAAGGCACACGAGCUUUGCCAGUUUUAAGCCAGCAUGUUUUAUAAUUGCUGUCUUUUUUAAAUUGACAGUGGUCUUGCCUUUCUAUGGCAGCCUGUUACAGUGAAGCUUUUCCUUCCAUGGUGGCAGAGAGAAAUAAGUGAUGCAAAAAACGUUCCCUGCUCGGUUUUUGCAUAUUAGCUGUUGAUAAAAGCACAGGGGCAAAGCAAAUAGAACUUUUAAAAAUUGGUGCAGGAUCCCAGGCUUCUGACAAGGUUGAUGAAAGAGCCCCUGGCAUCUCCCAUCCUUUCUUCCUCCCUGGCAGAGGGUUACUGUGUUACUGGGCCCACCCUGCUGUGGGGUGAUCUCCUUUUCAAACCAAACUUCAUAAUGGCUUCUCUUAAUAAAAAGGAGGCUGACUUUUUUUUGUACGCCUAAUGAGGAACGUAAUGAUACAUUGAAUUUUUCUGCAGAUUGUGUAUGGAUUUGCAAGUUAGUUAAUCCUGUCUGGUUCUGUGGUAUUUGAUAGCCUUUGGUGCUGCUUGUCUGUGACAUAUGUGGAAUGACAGUCAUGUCUACUUUAACUUUCAACAAGGCAUGUCAUACAUAGACCAGUAAUGACAGGAUGUGCAGCUUUAACUGUUGGUAGUGUUUCACAUGCAAAUUUUUGAGCUUUGUUCUCUUCCCAUGCUUAUAUCACAUGUUCACAGAGUUUUUCCUUCAGAGUUGUCAGAGUGACAUGAAUUUUAACAGCAGCACUGGGCAGUAGGGUCAGCUGGAACAUCGCCGCAGCUUUAAGGCACAGUUAGUUUUGUGGAUGUUGAGAAGUUGAUCCUGUGAUUCCUGCAUCCAAGCCCAACAUUUUUGAUAUGUUAACUACAUUGGUGUUUAAUAAUGUGUCUGACAUAGUGAAGGCUAGGUGUACUUGUCAUUUAGUUAAGUGACUGCUGUUGCUCCCAAAGUAAUUUGUGGCCUGCUUGCCUUUAUGAUGAAUUGUAGAAUUUCUUAGAAACUUUAAAUCCUGACUACUGGUCAUUAAAUGGAACUCCUACAAUAGUUUGUGGUUUGGAGGGUAUCAUAGUUCAAACAAAAUCAUGUAGAUAGCUUUCUGGUUGCAUCAGGCUGAAUUUUUUCCCCAUAGGAUUGGAUAAUCUUUGGGUAUAACUAUAGUUCAGUGUCUGGUUGGAUAGGGAGUCUGUGCGAAGUGAUACUGAAAUCAAUGUGGUUUCGGUCUAAGUAAAGUUCUCCAUGAACUGAGGUGAUUCUGAGGGCUUUGGUUUGAAAAGGAGCAUGCGGCAUAUUGUAGAUGUUUGCUCUUUCCAUUUCUCUUCCACAAUAGUCUUGCCAGUUAGCAAUAAUUUCAGGCUCCAAAGUGGAGAAGACCCCACUUUGGAUAAAUAUUGCAGCAUUGAUAUUACAAAAUAGGCUAGGCUGAGGAAGUUCCUUGCAGUUGGACCUCAAAAUGAGUAAAGACAUCUGUAGAGGUUCUUUGUACAUUAGAAAGUGGUAUGGAAAUAAUGCAUGCCUUGAUUUUUCUGCUUGACCAGACAAGUUUUCCCACUUUCUAGUAUUUGUAUUGAAGUGGUAUACAGAAGAUUGGUUUCAAGAACUUGGUUACACAGAUUGAAUGGCAGUUUAAACUUGAGGGCCUUGCUUGAUUCUGAAGUAUCCAUUAAAAAAAAGUGGGUAGUUUAUAUGUACAUUUUUUUCUUAUCUCCUCCUUUUCUGAAGGUGUAGUGCAGAAUAAAAGCUAGUAAGAGAUGUCAUUUGGAUUUCCUUGCAGCCAUAGUUUGGAAUGAAUUAGCUGUGGAAAAUGGUGGGAGCAAACUGUACAUAUGCACAUGGAUCUUUAAACCAAUUAAUCUACAUUUGUAAAUUAAGGAGGUUUGACCAUUAUGUUCUUGACUACAAUAUUGGACUGGUUUAAUUUGCUAACUAAAUUAGUGGAGGAAAAUGUUCAGGCAGCUAAAAAUAUGGCAGAAGUAUUUGAAAGCCUUUUCUAUCUCUCCAUUAUUCACCAUCUUUGGAAAUCCGUGUUGUUAUCGUCCGCAACCCAGAAUAAUUGUUCAAUUUCUGCAGAAGUAAUCUUGGAAUUGAACGAUUCAAGGCAAAAACUCCUUUGGAGAAAUUCUUUUUAAUUACUAAGGCUGGUGGGCUGCUUGCAUUGUUUUUGAGCUAGCCCUCUCUGCCAAAUUUUGUAUGCAAGAUCCAUCCAAGACUGGUGGGAUUUACUAUGGCUUUUCCAUCAGCUCACUUUUGCCUGAUCCCAAGGAAAAUAUUGGACUAGCUUAAUUGUUCAGUGUAGCCCUGCAGAUGAGUCCAUAGAUACCACUAGACUUCUUGCUGACCCAGACAUAUGAGGCACUUCUGCAGUUUACAAAAAUAUCCAUGCUUGGUUACCUGAAGGCAAUUUUUACUUGCUCCAGGUGACUAGCGGCGUGGCUGCUUGGAAGCCAGAACUAAAUAAUUUAUACCUGGUUGAAGGGUAUAGUAUGCCUCUGAGCAUUUUUGUUGUUAACUUCUACAAUGAACCUCCUUAAAUUGCACAAUUGUAUUACUGUUCCUAUGUAUGUGUGUCUCUCUAUCACAUAACCCAGGACUUCUUUCCUCAGCCAAAUGGCUAGGGGCCGAGCCUAGCCAUGAUUUUACCUCCAAUGGACGCAAGUUUCUUUGGUGAAGAUUUCUCCUGAGAGUUCGAGGCUAGCAGAAAGAAGCGAGGAAAUUGACACCGUUUGGUUCUUACGGAUAGGUAUUUAUGUAUUUGGGUUUGUGUAAAUGUAAGCUAUUUUGACUUUCCAGAAAAAAAAAAUUAGCAAGGGAGUAUUGAAUGGUUGAACCAUAAACGGUAAGAACUAUAAAGGAAUUGAUUCAUCUUUAAAUUAAGUUAUUUUGCCUUUAAUCAUACUAGUCCUUUAGUGGGGAGCUGAGACUUUUUUUUUAAAUAAAAGAACUUUGUAGUGGGCAAGAAGUGAUUAGUCAGAUUAAAUUAGUCUGAAGUUAACUGAUUUAAAUCUUUCUUUUCCAAUUUUUAUGUGGUAAGUAUGUCUAUAUUGGCAGAAACCCAAGUCCAAAGUUCUUCCAUUGACCAUCCUUUUCAUGUUGCAGGUAUGAUGGGCGUGGUCACCUGCAUGACCUUUCUGAAUAUGAUGCUGAGUAUUCUACAUGGAACAGAGAUUACCAGUUGUCUGAAGAGGAGGCUAGAAUAGAAGCCCUCUGUGAUGAAGAGAGAGGAAGAAUAUAAGAGGUUGAGUGAAGCAUUGGCAGAAGAUGGUACCUAUAACGCAGUGGGAUUCACUUAUAGUAGUGAUUAUUAUGAUCCUUCUGAACCCACUGAGGAAGAGGAACAGCCUUCAAAAGCAAAAGUUGCUACAACCAAGAUUGAAAGCUUGGAGGAAAAUGAAGAACCUUUUAUUGCCCCCUUGGGACUGACUGUACCUUCUGAUGUAGAACUGCCUCCAACAGCCAAAAUGCAUGCGAUUAUCGAACGGACUGCCAAUUUCGUCUGCAAGCAGGGAGCCCAGUUUGAGAUAAUGUUGAAAGCAAAGCAAGCUCGGAACUCUCAGUUUGACUUUCUGCGGUUUGACCACUACCUCAACCCUUACUACAAAUUUAUUCAGAAAGCUAUGAAGGAGGGACGAUAUGCAGCACCAUCGGAAAAGAAAAAGGAGGAAGAAAGAAUGCGAAAUGCUGCUGCUGAAGUCGAUGAUGACGAUGACGAUGAUGAUGGAGAUAACUACCUGCAUCCAAGCCUCUUUGCAUCUAAGAAGCACAACCGACUUGAAGAGCUUAUGAAGCCAUUAAAGGUGGUAGAUCCUGAUCACCCGCUGGCUGUGCUUGUUCGGAAGGCUCAGACUGAAAAUAACUUGGCUGCUGCGCAGUCAGCGGAGGGAACAGCUGUUCAGGCAUCGCAAAUAGAAUAUCCUUCAGAUUCCACCAUGGCAGCUAUGUAUUACAGUUACUACAUGCUGCCGGAUGGAACGUACUGCCUUGCCCCUCCACCCCCUGGAAUCGAUGUUGCCACUUACUACAGUGCGCUGCCCGCAGGGGUGACUGUAUCGAGCACGACAGGAGUCGCAACAAUAACAGCGCCUCCACCUCCUGGCACAACGCCCCCACCUCUGUCAGAGGCAGCUGAUGACAGUAGUGGAGUCAUGCCUGCCACAACUUCCACAAGCACAAUUCCUCCCAUGGUUGCCAUCAUCCCCCCACCCCCGGACAUCCAACCUGUAAUUGACAAGCUAGCUGAGUACGUUGCACGGAACGGGAUUAAAUUUGAGACCAGUGUUCGUGCCAAGAAUGAUCCAAGGUUUGAAUUCCUGCAGCCAUGGCACCAGUACAAUGCUUACUAUGAAUUUAAGAAAAGAUUCUUCCUCCAGAAAGAGGCCAGCGACAGCUCAAAGCAGGUAAUACCUUUGUCAGAGGAUGUUCCAACCGAUCCUGCCAGUGCUGCCCCAGGAGAAGAUCUGUUUCCUGCUGACUCUCUAUCCGAAGACGCAGAAUCCGCUGGUCAAGGAAAUAGUAAAAACGACCCAACUGCCAGCAAAGUUAUCAAUGAUGGCAAACUUAUCAAAGCAUCGUUUGCACCAAUAAGCUUUGCAAUCAGAGCCAAAGAAAACGACCUGCUUCCCUUGGAGAAAAAUCGAGUGAAACUUGAUGAUGACAGUGAUGAGGAAGGGGAAGAAGGCAAGGAAGGCCAAGAAAAUGCCAACAGCAUGUCCAGCAGCAGCACAGUGUAUGCAGCUUCUGGUAACGCCGCUGAAGAGAAGAAGCCUCAGCUUACGCAGGAAGAGCUGGAAGCCAAGCAAGCCAAACAGAAACUAGAAGACAGGCUGGCAGCUGCAGCAAGGGAAAAGCUAGCCCAGGCCUCCAAAGAAUCAAAAGAGAAGCAACUUCAGGCAGAACGGAAGAGGAAAGCUGCCCUGUUCUUGCAGAACUUGAAGAAUCCCCUGGCUGAAGCAGAGGUGGAGAAAAUUGAGGAGAAUGUCUUUAAUCUAGAGACUGUCAGUAGCAUGCCAUGUGCUCUGUUGAGCAGCGUCAGGACUCUACCCACUUUGGAAAUGAAGGCAUCUGAAAGACCUUCAAGCAAAAGCAGAGAUCUUCCCAGAGAGGAGGAAAAGGAAAAGAAGAAAAAGAAGCACAAGAAAAGGUCCCGGUCAAGAUCCCGGUCGCCCCCUCCCAAGUAUCAUUCGUCCUCGAAGUCCAGGUCUAGAUCACAUUCGAAAGCCAAGCACUCGCUCCCCACUGCGUAUAGAACUGUCCGGCAUUCCAGACUCCCAGAAUCCACAGGGACAUUGAGCAUGGAGCCGUGGCUGAGCAGCCCAUCAAUGGGAGCCGCAGCAGAGCGCGAGAGUUCUCAGGCAGCUUCGACAACGCAAAGAUAUGACUGCCGGAGCUCAUUUGAGGGAGAUCCUGGUAAAGCAGCAAGAUCGCGCUCAAGAUCUCCUCGGAGAAGGGCCCACACUCCUGAGCGGCGUAGAGAAGAAAAGGGUGUCCCAACAGCUUACCGUGUUAGCAACAGUCCAGGAAUGAGCAGAAGACGCUCCAGAAGUCCUCAUGAAAAGAAGAAAAGGAGGUCUCACUCCCACACCAAGUCCAAAGCAAGAUCUCAUUCUCCUUCCAUCUCUCCGGGCAAGCAGUCUGCACUUAAGAAUGCCGCUCAUUCAGCCAGCGUCUCUCCUGUGGAGAGCAGAGGAUCCAGCCAGGAACGGUCCAGGGGAGUAUCAUUGGAAAAAGAUGGCCAGAUCUCUUCAGCAAUUGUGUCAUCAGUACAGAGUAAAAUAACUCAGGAUCUCAUGGCCAAAGUGAGGGCCAUGCUUGCCGCUUCCAAAAACAUCCCAACCAGUGCCUCCUGAGACCAAGCCUCCAGAAGACGGUCUUCAGCCAGAAGCUUUGUUCAGAUGGCUCUCAACUUCCCUUUACUCUGACGAUGGAUUUACAAGGAGCUAAAAAAUCUUCGCUAUGUACAGAAGAGGGGUCCCCUUGGAUGAAUUUUCCAUGUGGAACAUCUCGUUGAUAAUCAGACUUUGAGAGGGGGCGGUGUUGUAAAUUAACAUUUGGACCGGUUCUUCAGUAACAUUUUGCAAUGAACGGGGUCUGUAUAUUUGUAAAUACAAUGUUUCUGUGAAUGUAAUUCAAUAAAAAUGCAGAGGAACCCUUUUUACUAGCUAAA
Molecule: messenger RNA, 7949 nt
Organism: Eublepharis macularius
Lineage: Eukaryota; Metazoa; Chordata; Lepidosauria; Squamata; Eublepharidae
Gene: SFSWAP
Product: splicing factor SWAP
Exons: 18
Coding region: 4999-7632 (877 amino acids)
Biological process (GO): mRNA 5'-splice site recognition; RNA processing
Molecular function (GO): RNA binding
Source: RefSeq, a predicted model, not a curated record